AUGUCAAUCAAGACAGCCAUGAGACUUAUUGUCGUGGACUUCGACGAGACAAUCACCAAGAAGGACACUCUUCUGCAAUUGGCAUCGCUCGCCUAUCGCCAGAAACCACAAUUCCCUGUGAAGUUCCGCCAUUACCAGGAUGUGUACUAUAAACAUUACCUGAACUACGUUGCUGGCCAUGAAUACUUGGGGGGCAAACAAUGCCCUUCGUUAAAAGACCUCUUUUCCCAAGAACUACUUUACCAACAAGGGAUGUAUCCCGUAGAAAUGAGUUCGAUUGAUGAGAUUGUGUCUACAGGACUUUUCAAAGGUCUCGAGAGUCGCAAUUUGGAUUCGUUGAAAAUCCCCAUCAGAGAAGGAUUCUCGUUGUUUGCUAAUGAAUGUUAUAGGCAGCUGAUCCCCAUCUACGUGCUCAGCAUUACUUGGUCAGCGAGAUUUGUAAAGCUGGUGUUAUUGAACAAUGGAGUGGCUCCUAAUGCGACGGUGGUAAUAUCUAACGAGUUGGAGUUCUCCGAAGAUGGUACCACUUGCACCGGUGGGUUCCAGGUUGGCAAUGUUAGAACUGGCUAUGAUAAAUUACAGCGACUCACUGAGAUAUUAGCCAAAAAUCCAUCGUUGCCGUCACUUUAUAUCGGGGAUAGUAGGACUGAUUUGUUAGCGAGCUUGAAAUGCGAUGCCAGAGUGUUUAUGGAAAAAGACAACAAUUCUCUAUUGGAGUCCCUUAGCAAGUCGACCAGUUUAGAAAUUGAGCCAUUAUCAGACAAAUUGCAAAAAAAUGAAAAUAUAAUAUAUACUGCAAAAGAUUUUGUUAAAUUGAACCAUCUUUUAUUUUCCGGUGGUUCUGACGGCUGA
This is a messenger RNA of Saccharomycopsis crataegensis, 852 nucleotides long. RefSeq names its product Cto1p (gene CTO1). The coding region runs from base 1 to 852 and encodes 283 amino acids. The transcript has a single exon. The record is from RefSeq and is a predicted model, not a curated record. NCBI's taxonomy places the organism in Eukaryota, Fungi, Ascomycota, Saccharomycetes, Ascoideales, Saccharomycopsidaceae.